AGAUCGAGAGCAUCAGUUAUAGAUGUUCGUUGGUCCGGUGUGCAGCUUAUAAACCCGGAUCUAUUUAUUGAUAAUCAAUAUGAGAUUCUUUACAGUCAUCACCGUCCUUGUGCUUGGUGUCCUGUCUCUAGCCAAAGCUGUUCCGCUGUCACCCGAUCCAGGAAAUGUUAUCAUCAAUGGCGAUUGUGUACACUGCAAUGUUCGCGGUGGCAAAUAGAGAAUUGUAAUUAAAUAAACCCUAGAAUGUAAAAUGCCUUAUUCCAGUUGUAAUAAAAUAGCAAAGAAUUCAUCGA
Messenger RNA from Drosophila yakuba, 293 nucleotides. RefSeq names its product bomanin Short 2. Lineage: Eukaryota; Metazoa; Arthropoda; Insecta; Diptera; Drosophilidae. The transcript has 2 exons. The record is from RefSeq and is a predicted model, not a curated record. The coding region runs from base 80 to 217 and encodes 45 amino acids. Gene Ontology annotation, biological process: defense response.